Messenger RNA from Sinocyclocheilus anshuiensis, 1178 nucleotides. RefSeq names its product NACHT, LRR and PYD domains-containing protein 12-like. Gene Ontology annotation, cellular component: cytoplasm. The coding region runs from base 174 to 1178 and encodes 334 amino acids. The transcript has 6 exons. Lineage: Eukaryota; Metazoa; Chordata; Actinopteri; Cypriniformes; Cyprinidae. The record is from RefSeq and is a predicted model, not a curated record.
UAGGCGUGUCGGAUCGUGUUACAUGUUUCACGAGUCAGGAAGGCUUUUGCACGUUUGUAGCGGAUGACAAAAUUGGUGUAAUUCUUUGGAAUUCUCACUGUACUGCAGUAUGAACUCUGGAACACUAUUCAAAUAGUUCUGCUUAAACUGCAGGAUAAAGUCGAUCAACCACGAUGGCGGAGCCUCAUAGGCCAGACACAACGAUGGAACCUCACUCACCUGUACAUCUAAGGCGAGUUUUCGUACAGCCUAAGAGCUUUAAAAAAAGACUCCCAGUAAUCGAAGCUGACAUGAGCUCUAGUUCUUUUCAAUCAGGGCCAGACACAAUGAUGGAACCUCAGUCAUAUCAUUGGCCAAGUUACUCAGUGCUUAAGUGGCAUGAUUGGACUGAAAGACUCAGAGAAAGAGACCCAGCAUGGCAGGAGAUGGUAUGUCAGUACAAGGAGUCAAUCAAACGGAAAUAUGAACAUAGGAAUGAGAGGAGUUUCCUCUCUGGUGAAAGAGUCUCACUGGCUGCCCUCUACACUGAACCUGUGAUUAUUCAGAAAAAUAAAAAAGGCAGUUUUCGGAAUAUCAGUGUGGAGGAGUUGUUUAAUAAGUUAGACAUACAUCUGCAUUAUCCAAGUAAUGUAUCCAACAUUCUCCAAGGAAAUUCUGGUAGUGGAAAAUCUUUCUUAGUGCAAAAGAUUAUUUUGGACUGGGCAUUUGAACAACAUUACCUUAAAGAAUUUGAUCUAGUUUUCUGUCUGAGGCGUGAAGAGCUGAAGUGUAUUUCUGAGGAGAUGAACUUGAUUGAGCUCCUGAGCUGGAAUUGUGGUUUAUCGUCAGAUCAGAUUUCAGAGAUGUUACAGAACUCAUCACAGAGAGUGCUCUUCAUCAUUGACGGACUUGAUGGUCUUGAUGAACUUAGAUUCAUGUGUGAUGAAUUUUGCAUAUCAUCCAAAUUCCAGAGAGCCCCACCUGAGGUCAUUGUUUGUUCCUUGCUUCGUCAACAAAUCCUGCCCAGAUAUUUUUUGCUUAUCACUACUAGACCUGAGGUCCCAAAGAGGAUGUUGCUUAUAGGACAACAACAUUUAUCUAGGAUAGUAGGUUUCUCUGAGAAGGGGGUGGAGGAGUACUUCCAGAAGUUCUUCCAGAAUGAGGAACUCUUCAAUUCUGUUCCUCUGUGGUCUCUGUAA